This is a messenger RNA of Diabrotica virgifera virgifera (western corn rootworm), 947 nucleotides long. RefSeq lists its product as uncharacterized. The transcript has 7 exons. The record is from RefSeq and is a predicted model, not a curated record. Bases 244 to 510 code for a protein of 88 amino acids. NCBI's taxonomy places the organism in Eukaryota, Metazoa, Arthropoda, Insecta, Coleoptera, Chrysomelidae.
AGUAGAUAUAUAUCAAACAGAUAGAGUUUCCAAACUGUUAUUAUUAAUGGAGAAGGGAUCAGUACCACUUUCAUAUAAGGUAAAAUCUUUAGCAGAGAUUGACAUUGACCUGGAUUAUCCAGAAGAGGAUGAUGAUAAAAGUAAGCACGCUAAUAGGGUCGUACCCAAAAUACCCACGAGAAAUGCUACGAGUUGUCAGUAGAUAUAUAUCAAACAGCUAAAGUUUCCAAACUGUUAUUAUUAAUGGAGAAAGGAUCAGUACCACUUUCAUAUAAGGUAAAAUCUUUAACAGAGAUUGACAUUGACCUGGAUUAUCCAGAAGAGGAUGAUGAUAAAAAUGAAGAAGAUAUUAGCUUAAAUGUCGAAGAGCAAGCAAUGUUAGUCCCAAUUAAUGUUGGAAACGAAGAUGCCAACACCUCAGGUAAUUUACAAGCAAUAGAUCCCGAUGAACUUAAUCAGCCUAGCACAUCAAAAUGUACAAAACGUGGAUUCCUCAACACAGAGGUGUAAUAUGGUGUAUGGUGUAUGGUCAGUAUGAUUCAGAUAUAAGAGAUAGCGUUGAAAAUGAUAAACCAUUAUACAGAACAUGAAAAUGAAUCAUGACGCAUGGGCAAAGAUAAAAUGGAACAUAUACAUACGAAUUUAGAAGAUUUUUUUAGCACAAGUGUGGUUGUAGAAAAACUAUAGUAUGUAAAAAACACCUGCAGAAAGCUUGGUCUAAAAAGGAAGUAGAACUUGUUUGAAACCCAUUUUCAACAAUUUAUAAAUCAAAAUGGAUAUCCGUCAAACAGGCAGAUUAGGGACUUCAUUGGUACAUCAAAAAUUAAAAGGACGGUGCCUGUAAUAAAAUCUAAAAUUCAAACUUUAAAUAAGAAAAAUAAUAAAAAUUAAAUUGUUUUUUAUAAAUUCAAAUUUCUAUUCAUGUUUUUGAUAUCUUUAAUUUUCAU